Molecule: messenger RNA, 1056 nt
Organism: Eublepharis macularius
Lineage: Eukaryota; Metazoa; Chordata; Lepidosauria; Squamata; Eublepharidae
Gene: ZPBP2
Product: zona pellucida binding protein 2
Exons: 8
Coding region: 1-1056 (351 amino acids)
Biological process (GO): binding of sperm to zona pellucida; acrosome assembly
Cellular component (GO): acrosomal vesicle; extracellular region; zona pellucida receptor complex
Source: RefSeq, a predicted model, not a curated record
AUGCAAGGGGGCAGUGGUCAGUUGUCCUUUCCUCUGCGCAUCUCCUCCCAAUGUCUCCUUCUUGCUGUAGCUGUCCUGCUAAAGACUCUCACAGACCCAGCCCAAGCAGAAAAUGGAGCAGAUGAGGCGCAAUAUUCUGUUAAGUUAAUUACAAAGAAUUACAUUUACGGCAAGACUGAACAUAAAGUAAACGUCUAUGUGAAAAUGCACAGUGACAGCCCCUUUCUAGUCUGCAUGGACCUGACUCUUUCACAAAGUGAAGUCAUAGACCCCAGCUACCUAUGGAUUGGGCCAGAGGGACAGAUUCUAGAAAAAAAAAAAGACGUGAAUCUCACAGCAACUGGAAAGUUGAUGCUACUCAAUUUUAGUGAGCGCAUGUCCGGAUCUUACACGUGCACGCUUUCUUAUAGAGUUGUCCAAGAGGACAUGCAAGUUGAACUAGAAAGAUUCAAGGCAUACAAAUUUAUGGUUUACGCAUAUCGGGAGCCUGAUUACACCUAUCAAAUAUCUGUGCACUUUACGACCAAAGAGUGCAAUUUUGCAGCCAACGGAGAAUUCUUCAAAGAGCUAGAGAAAGUCCUGAACAAUCUGAUUUCCCACCUGAACUGCCACAUCAUAGAUGCAUCGUACAAAUGUCACUCUGUCAAGAGACCCAAACAUGCGCUGGCAGAUGAGCUGUUUGUUACUUUUCAAGUCAACCCUUUUGCCCCUGGCUGGGAAGCUGUUUGCCAUCAGGCCGUUCGUGACUGUGAAGAUGUGACGAACAGCCGUGUCCAAAAGGCCCGAUGGCUCAUUGAAGAAUUUUUUCGCACGCAGUCCUACAUCUUGAAACAUAAGUUUCAAAACACCCCAGCAAUUCAUUACAUAGACCAUAGUUUUCAAGUCACUCGCCUUGACAACUGUCGCCCAGGAUUUGGGAAAAAUGAUGUCAUCCACAAUGACUGCACAAAUUGCUGUGUGGCCUGUGACCCAGGGACCUACAGCCCAGACAACAGCCUGGUUUGCCUGAAAUGUACAAACAUUCGGAUUAAAUUCUAUGGAGCAAAAUCUUGCUAA